AUGAUGGCGGCAAAUCACUAUCCCAGCUCGCGUCAACACCCGCACUUGCCUCACCAUCUCAAUCCGCUGCCACCACUCGAGCCCUCAGCCGAUCGUCACGGUUAUCACUACAAUGCCGGUCGCAGAGGCUCCACCGAUCCCAGUCUGCAUGCCUCGCUAGCAGCUUCGGCCAGCGCCAAUUUCUCCCACGGCGGCAGCUCCGGCUCGUCGCUCGCAAGCCCAAGCCUCUUUGAUGCGCCGAGGCGUCGCAGUAUUCAGAUCGAGCCCACCGUACCCUCCGGCCACGGCAGCCCAUUCGCGAGUCCAGGCCACUCGGCUUUGCACUCCUCGCGCUUCAUGAGUCAAAACAACAGUCCAGCACCUCACGUACAUUCGCACAAUGGCGACGAUCACCACGCCUCGAGCUCGGGUGUUGCGUCGAGUCUGCCACCGCACGCAUCCCACCACGAUGCAUCCGAAGGUUCUCGCCACGGUCAGAUUCAGUCCAACUAUCAAUUCGGCAGCUAUCCUCCACCACCCAACCCGGAGUAUCGGAUGGAGGACAAGCAAGCUCAUCCACGCGUACCUCAUCUCAGUGCACCUGAUGGCGAGGGAGGCGGCCAUAUGAUCGAAGGCGGCGGACUGCUGUCCGAGUCGCGACGUGGCUCGGCGAGCAGUCUGGGAGCUUCGAAGCAUCUCCUUGUAGACAAGGACAAUAAGCCCUACAGCCGAUCGCCAGAACUCCGUGUCAGUCACAAGUUGGCGGAACGCAAGCGUCGCAAGGAGAUGAAGGAGCUCUUUGACGAUCUGCGCGAUCAGCUUCCCGUCGACAAGGGACCCAAGACGUCCAAGUGGGAGAUCCUCAGCAAGGCCGUGGAGCACAUUGCGCAGCUCGCAGACGAGAAGAACGAGUUGGCGGCCGAAGUGGAUCGACUCCGAGCUCAGCUAGGCGGACACUCGCGCUCGACAGGUGCUGCCGGCGCAGGCGGAUCCGCGAGGGCUGACCACAAGCCGCAUUUGAAUGGUCACCGUCCCGAGUACGACCACAUGUCGCGCUAG
Messenger RNA from Pseudozyma hubeiensis SY62, 1038 nucleotides. RefSeq lists its product as hypothetical. Gene Ontology annotation, cellular component: RNA polymerase II transcription regulator complex. Bases 1 to 1038 code for a protein of 345 amino acids. The transcript has a single exon. The record is from RefSeq and is a predicted model, not a curated record. Gene Ontology annotation, molecular function: protein dimerization activity; DNA-binding transcription factor activity. Gene Ontology annotation, biological process: positive regulation of transcription by RNA polymerase II. NCBI's taxonomy places the organism in Eukaryota, Fungi, Basidiomycota, Ustilaginomycetes, Ustilaginales, Ustilaginaceae.